AUGGAGGAUUCCUCUAGGAACGGCUUUAAAUAUCUGUUCAAGAUUUUAGUUAUCGGAGACGUCGGCGUUGGAAAAACAUCUUUGAUUCGAAGAUUUACCAAAGGUUACUUCGCCGAGAACAUCACGUCAACGGUCGGCGUUGACUUGGACUCGAAAAUUGUGAACAUCCACGGCGACAGAGUCAAACUUCAGUGCUGGGACACAGCCGGACAGGAAAAAUAUCGCUCAAUAACACAGAGUUAUUACAGAAACGCCGAUGCUGUCAUCAUGGUAUUUGAUCUUACAAACCAAGGAUCUUUCGCCAGCAUUCCAAAGUGGCUCAUGGACGUACAGCGCUACACGAACAAGAACGCAGUCAAGGUUCUUGUAGGAAAUAAAACGGACUUAAAGGGCGCCAAAAGAAUGGUAAACUCUAGAUCUGCAGCUAAUCUCGCAGAAUUCGAGGACUUGUUGUACAUUGAAACGUCAGCGAAGUGGGACGACAACAUUGAGACUUUGUUCACGGAAUUAGCUGAGCAGCUGAGAGAGAAUGCAAAGAGCAAGAGCUUGAAUCGACUGAACAGCCCCAGCUGCGUUGUUACUAAGAAAAGCUACAGUAUUGUGUCUUACAUAAAGAGACUUGGGGAGAAACUUCCCAUUCAAAGCCCAGCAAGCCUCUGUAGAAUAUGA
Porites lobata is the source of this 669-nucleotide messenger RNA. NCBI's taxonomy places the organism in Eukaryota, Metazoa, Cnidaria, Anthozoa, Scleractinia, Poritidae. The record is from the annotation of a GenBank genome assembly.